Solanum stenotomum is the source of this 991-nucleotide messenger RNA. Its product is annotated as glycosyltransferase-like KOBITO 1. The record is from RefSeq and is a predicted model, not a curated record. Bases 1 to 648 code for a protein of 215 amino acids. The transcript is spliced from 7 exons. Gene Ontology annotation, biological process: response to abscisic acid; cellulose biosynthetic process. NCBI's taxonomy places the organism in Eukaryota, Viridiplantae, Streptophyta, Magnoliopsida, Solanales, Solanaceae.
AUGGCUAACAGAGACGCAGUUCCAAAAAUUUUACCCAAAGAUCUUGUUGUUACUAUUUGGAAUGAAACGUGGCUGGCUGGAUUCUUUUUCCAACCAUGCAACCACGAGUUAUUUGUCAAGCACACUCUUAACAUGGAAAUGGCCAUCGUCAUGGCAAGGGAAGCUGGUGUGGACUGGAUCAUUCAUCUUGAUACUGAUGAGCUAAUGCAUCCAGCUGGAACUAGUGAGUAUUCUUUACGGAGACUUCUGGAAGAUAUACCUGAAGAUGUUGACAUGGUCGUAUUUCCUAAAUAUGAGAGCAAUGUUGAGAGAGAUGAUGUGAAGGAACCUUUUAGUGAAGUCUCGAUGUUCAAGAAGAAUUAUGACCAUCUCACAAAAGAAAUGUACUUUGGAAACUACAAGGAAGCAACUCGUGGUAAUCCUAACUACUGUUUGACUUACGGAAAUGGUAAAUCAGCUGCUCGAGUUCAAGGUCAUCUGCGUUCUAAUGGUGCUCAUAGAUGGCACAACUACAUGAAAAGCCCAAAGGAAAUGGAGGUGAUCAAAUUUGAAGGUUCGCCACAAGUCAAUUUGAUCUCAUUGAAGUGGAAGUGGAAGUGGAAGAUGAGCUUCGUCCUAAUGGUGCUCAUAGAUGGCACAACUACAUGAAAAGCCCAAAGCAUUCUUGUUCUGCAUGUUACUUGUUUUUCUUUUAUUUCUAUUUCGUUUCUUAUUUAUUCCCAGUCCUCCCAAAGGUAUUUUGUGUGGUUCCUUCUAUGCUUGUCUUGGUGUCUUCAGUAGAGUGCCUGGGUUCCCAAGAGAAUACUUUGGGAUUUUUCUCUAUCUAAAUCUGUAGGAAUUCUAGGAGCUCUAAGAUAGAUUAAAGCUUCAUCUGAAAGUUCCAUGCUACACCAAAAGUAAAACAAAGUUGAAUUGUUGCAGCUGAAUUGUUGAGCUCUAAGAUUGAAGUAGAAUUCUAGGAGCUCUAAGAUUGGAGCUCUAAGUUGCUUUU